GCCCGUUUUCCAGAGCUGGUUUUUACUCCCUCAACGCAAUCGAGCUCAGCUGGCAGAAGAGACGAUGAAGGUGGACGAGACUUACUUUCUGCUGGUGCUUCUCUGUGCUUUGGGGACAUGGCUGGAUUUAGCCGCUGCCACCGGACACAACUCUACAGUGGUUAAGCCGGGUCACUGUCCCAGAAAGCUGCAGGUGGCCCCUUCCAAGCGGGCCUGUGUCUGUGAUGAAGACUGUCCCGGGGACGACAAGUGCUGCGUCUUCGCCUGUGGAGCUGUAUGUGUGCCCCCUGCUUUCACGAAGCCCGGUGUUUGCCCACGGAGACAGCGCGGAGCCGGGAUGUGUGCCGAGUUCUGUUCUGAUGACAGCGACUGCCCCAAGGAUGAGAAGUGCUGCAGCAAUGGCUGUGGGCACGAGUGCACAGCGCCAUACACAGUGAAGCCAGGCCGCUGUGCUCGCCCCAAGGGAACCCACAUGUGUGCCGAGUUCUGCUACCACGACGGGGAGUGUCCCGAGGAGCAGAAGUGCUGCCGGACCACCUGCGGCCACGCCUGCAGUGAGCCCUGCUGACCACGCCCCGCCGGACAGCCCCGCGCAGCAGGCUGCCUUUUAUACUUGACCCUUCGUUUGGUAACUCUCUCUCAUGUUGUGCAAUGUGUACGUAUCGGGUUUUCAAACCAAUAAAACGGCCUGGUUAGCCUUA
Molecule: messenger RNA, 701 nt
Organism: Acipenser ruthenus (sterlet)
Lineage: Eukaryota; Metazoa; Chordata; Actinopteri; Acipenseriformes; Acipenseridae
Product: whey acidic protein-like
Exons: 4
Coding region: 65-568 (167 amino acids)
Biological process (GO): innate immune response; antibacterial humoral response
Cellular component (GO): extracellular region
Molecular function (GO): peptidase inhibitor activity
Source: RefSeq, a predicted model, not a curated record